Frankliniella occidentalis (western flower thrips) is the source of this 1151-nucleotide messenger RNA. Its product is annotated as glutathione S-transferase-like. Gene Ontology annotation, biological process: glutathione metabolic process. The transcript is spliced from 5 exons. The record is from RefSeq and is a predicted model, not a curated record. Lineage: Eukaryota; Metazoa; Arthropoda; Insecta; Thysanoptera; Thripidae. Gene Ontology annotation, molecular function: glutathione transferase activity. The coding region runs from base 175 to 828 and encodes 217 amino acids.
CAAGUCCUCGGGAGGGGGUCUACGGCUGUGUGGUGUGGGCUGAACAAAUACAAGGCCGUCUGGUUUGGAUUCCAAUCAGUUUCGGUCCCCUCACUCCAUCGCAAGGCGCCAGGCCGACUACGCUCGUCAGCCGUGUACCUCAAACUUCAAACGACCAAAACUAAAUAAUAAAACAUGGCACCCAAAUACAUACUCCACUACUUCGAUCUCACCGCCCUCGGGGAGCCCAUCAGAUACCUGCUUUCCUAUGGCAAUAUCAACUGGGAGGAUAACCGCUACAGUGCUGCUCAGUGGGAAACGAUUAAAAGCACAAUGCCCUACGGACAGAUGCCAGUUUUACAUAUAGACGACAAGAUUUUUGCCCAAUCAAGUGCCAUUAGCAGAUACCUAGCCAAGCGGGUCGGAUUGUCCGGCAAGGAUGAUCUUGAGAAUCUCCAGAUUGACCAAGCGGUCGAUCUCUAUCACGACUUCCGUCAAAAAAUUAGCGAAUGGUACUACGACCCUAUUCCUGAAAGCAAGGCGGCCAAGGAGGUGCUGCUAAAGGAGCAGGUACCUUUCUACUUGAACAAGUUUCAACAAAUUGUAAAGGAAAACAAAGGCUUUCUUGUCAAUGGAAAGCUUACAUGGGCAGACAUCUACUUUGUCGCACCCUUGAAAUACUUCAAGGAUCUUUAUGGCAGGGACUUUUUGGAGGGUUAUCCCCUGCUACAAGAGUUGGUCAAGAAGGUGGAAUCGACUCCCGCCAUCGCCAAGUACAUCGCUAAGCGCCCCGUCGGUGACAGGUGGAGGGAUCCUGACUUCAAGUAUACUUUGAAGUAUCACUUCUAAAGCAUACUCCAGAAUCUAACGCCGGAACUACAAGAAAAAUGUUGUUCUAAACCAAAAUAAACUGCACAUGUUUAGCGUCGUAAAAACCUUCGUAAAUUUAAUAUAUGUUUUGUAAUCAAUAUUAACAAAAUAUGUUGUAAAAUAACUUUUUAAAAAAACAAUCCAGCUUGCCGAUGAAAAGCAAGUUUUUACUCUUCUUGGAAAAUUUUACCGUAAAACCUACAGUUAUUUUUCACAGUGCCCGGGGAAUAUAAAAAACUGUUUUACAUUUUUUACUGUUUUUCUAAUUGCAGAAAUAAAAACAUACCAAACCUUUUGAUAAA